AUGUCAUGGCUACGGGUCUGAAGCACUAGCCAAAGUUUCGCUUUUCUUUUGGUGAACUUCGUGGUUAUGGCGACGUUUUUCGGUGAAGUUCUGUCGGUGUACUCUCGGGCUGUGGAUGAAGAUGAAGAGGAGCUCGACGAAAACGAAGAAGAUAAAGAAAUCCGCAGAGAAUUGGAGGAAAAGAGGGAGGUUCAUCUGCACUGGAGCCCUGAAGUCUCUGAGUCGCUGAAAUCCGGAAACAAGUUGCAGUGUUCAGACUUCAUCCUCGCAGUGGGACACAACGCUGCCAGGUUUCUCUCUGUGUACGUUCUCACAUCUGAAAACUGGGACGCAGUGGGACAUGCAUCCAUGUGGAACGAGAGGAGCCGGGCUGUAACUGGGAUAACCAGCGAGGAGUCGGAGUGUGUUUUCUACAGACACAAAGACAACCGAUCCGUUUUGAUAUGCCAAGUGACAUGCUACAUUGCAGAAGACCAGCAAUUUCAGUGGACAGAAAAGGUUUUUGACUGUCUGCAGCACAGACAGCUGAAUGUGACGGUGCUGUCAGAUAGCUCUGUGGCUGAGUACAAGACAGCAGACUAUCUGUGCUGUAGCUCUGCUCCCUUCCUGCGCUCUCUCCACACCGCCGCCUUCAGUGGUCAGCCUGUCUGCCAGUCACUGGAGCAACCCAACAUAGUUACUGGUCUUCCAGCUGCAGUGCUGAACCACAGCGAGGUCCACCGCAUCCCCGCUGUUGUUUACCAGUGUUACAGUGAUGUCAUCGGCCCCGACUCUGUCACAAUGGAGACCUACAAGCCUGCACUAACCAAUCUUGGCAAGUCCAUACAGUUGGACCCGUCUCCGAGCAAAGACGUCCUCCGCAAGUUUGUCAGAACCACCAACAUUCAGAGUAACCUUUAUAUCUGAAAAUGUCAAUGUUGCGCACUGUGCAGUACAAUUUCAUUGUAUUUUCCUGUUGUAAAAUACUGUCAUUUUUUUAAAUAAAGACAUAAAAAAAACAACUUUGCAGAAUGGUUAGGGGUUAAGUUUCCUACAAUAUAAUCUUUUGUCCCAUAAGACCUUUUAGAGUGACCUACAUUCAGAACAUCCUGCCUCUGGAGAUUUAAAUUGUUGCCUGUUACUGUCAAGGACAUUCAGAAGGCAGAUCAGGAUAUAAAUAGAAAGCAUUUUAUCUGUAUACAUACUUUAUAUUUGAAUUGCCUCCCACUGAUCUCCAGUCAGCUGUGCAUACAGUGAUGGUGUAGUGCCAACAACGAAUCCAGAGGAGGAGACUAAAGUGGAAACAAUGCAAUGUGACUUUGAAGAGUUGCAGAAACAGCUCAGAGCCUUAGAGAAUACAGCCAUUUGUCAUACCCAUUCAGCUGACUCUGGGGGUUCUUAACAAUCUUUUGAGUCUUCUUUUGGAGUUAUUGCAGGUUUGCAUUGCCACAGUUUCAGGCUGUCCAUGCCAGGUUUCAAACAGUCUUGGAAGUGCUUAAUUUGAACUGUUAUGGUUUUAAGGUUAGGAAUAUGCUUUCAAUAUACUGUAUUAAAAAAUAAUUGAUUUCAACAAAAGGUGUCAUCUGCACAUCAUCGAUUAUGUUAACCCAAAAUCUUUUGAUACUUGAAAUUAAACAAUCUGUGUGUGACUUCUGGGAAUCUGGAGAGUUUUGAUUUAGGUACUUUGAAAGUGCUUUAAUGGAAGUAAAUUUGACUCUGAUAAAUAUAUAAAUAAAU
Centropristis striata (black sea bass) is the source of this 1716-nucleotide messenger RNA. RefSeq names its product proteasome (prosome, macropain) assembly chaperone 1 (gene psmg1). Gene Ontology annotation, biological process: proteasome core complex assembly. Gene Ontology annotation, molecular function: proteasome binding. Lineage: Eukaryota; Metazoa; Chordata; Actinopteri; Perciformes; Serranidae. The record is from RefSeq and is a predicted model, not a curated record. Gene Ontology annotation, cellular component: endoplasmic reticulum. Bases 67 to 906 code for a protein of 279 amino acids. The transcript is spliced from 7 exons.